CCUAAAUUGGACGCGGUCUUCCGAUAUUCAGAGUCCAAACAAACCCAAAGCCCUCGCCCUUCCUCAAUCCUCUUCGUCUUCCUCCGAACUCGGCGGUUGAAGACUCGCCGUCGCCCUCAAAUCGGCCGAAUCCGCCGGAGCAACGAUGUCGUACGACGACGUGGAGAUUGAAGACAUGGAGUGGAAUGAGGAACUGCAGGCCUUCACGUACCCAUGCCCUUGCGGCGACUUGUUCCAGAUUACGAAGGAGGAUCUUAAGCUCGGUGAAGAGAUUGCUCGGUGCCCUAGCUGUUCUCUUUACAUCACAGUUAUCUACAACAUGGAAGAUUUUCUUGGAGACUCUGAUCAGAAGAAUAACAAAGGACUUGAGCCCUCCAAACAACAGCCUAUCGUUGUCGCUUGAGAAUUCAGAGUACUCGAAUGUGAAUCACGGUGUAACCACGACAGCUACACUUGUUGCAGAUGAAAUUUUGUCAUCCAUUGUUAAUUCGGAGACGUUCGUCGCCAUUAUAGUUUCUUCUUUUUCUGUUGUUUUCUUCCCCACCCCUCGGAAUCGAUCUAGCAAACAGAGGAAAGUAGAGCUGCAGGCGAAAAAACGCAUCAAAGUACUAUUUUUGUUCCUUGAAAAAGUAAUUUAUAGAUUCUUGAUCUGUGCACAAUCUAAUGUUAAUGAGUGGUGAUUUCCUUGGUCGAACUUUCAGACAUAGAAUGGAUGAAAAGCUGUAAUGAUCUAAAUCUUUUGCUGUUCCUCA
This is a messenger RNA of Cucurbita moschata (crookneck pumpkin), 752 nucleotides long. RefSeq lists its product as uncharacterized. The transcript has 2 exons. Bases 186 to 680 code for a protein of 164 amino acids. The record is from RefSeq and is a predicted model, not a curated record. NCBI's taxonomy places the organism in Eukaryota, Viridiplantae, Streptophyta, Magnoliopsida, Cucurbitales, Cucurbitaceae.